CCCCGCCGCCGAGCGCGACGACACGCCGAACAGGUGGCCGGAGGCUGCGGCGCCGCGCGGGCACAGGCGGGCGAGCCCCGGGCCAGGCGAGGCGAGGCGAGGGCGGCGGGCCGGGCAUGCGAGCCGAUCUGAUCCCCGGCCUCGGCCCCUAGCCUCGCGCCCGCGCCGCGCCCCGCGCCCCGCGUACAGCCGCCCCGGCCCGGGGCGCUCCGGCCUCUCCGGCCGCGGUCACUGAGGGGCGUGGGCCGGCCCGCGGCGGCGGCGGCGGCGGCGGCGGCAUGAAAGUGACCGUGUGCUUCGGGAGGACCCGGGUGGUCGUGCCGUGCGGGGACGGCCACAUGAAAGUUUUCAACCUCAUCCAGCAAGCGGUGACCCGCUACCGGAAGGCCAUCGCCAAGGAUCCAAACUACUGGAUACAGGUGCAUCGACUGGAGCAUGGAGAUGGAGGAAUUCUCGAUCUCGACGACAUCCUCUGUGAUGUGGCGGAUGAUAAAGACAGACUGGUAGCAGUGUUUGAUGAGCAGGACCCGCAUCACGGAGGUGACGGCACCAGUGCCAGCUCCACAGGCACCCAGAGUCCGGAGAUGUUUGGCAGUGAGCUCGGCACCAACAGUGUUUCAGCCUUCCAGCCUUACCAAGCAACGAGUGAGAUCGAGGUCACCCCUUCAGUCCUCCGUGCCAAUAUGCCUCUUCACGUCCGACGAAGCAGUGACCCAGCCUUAAUUGGCCUCUCCACGUCUGUCAGUGAUAAUAACUUCUCCUCUGAAGAACCUUCACGGAAAAACCCCACGCGCUGGUCGACAACCGCUGGCUUCCUCAAACAAAACACCGCCGGCAGCCCUGCAGCUUGUGACAGGAAGAAAGAUGAAAACUACAGAAGCCUCCCACGGGACACUAGUAACUGGUCUAACCAAUUUCAGAGAGACAAUGCUCGCUCAUCUCUGAGUGCCAGUCACCCAAUGGUGGACAAGUGGCUGGAGAAGCAAGAACAGGAUGAGGAUGGCACAGAGGAAGACAGCAGCCGUGUUGAGCCCGUGGGGCACGCCGACACUGGUGUGGAGAACGUACCCAGCUUUUCUCUGGAUGAUAUGGUAAAGCUCGUACAAGUCCCCAACGAUGGAGGGCCUCUGGGAAUCCAUGUAGUGCCUUUCAGUGCUCGAGGCGGCAGAACCCUGGGGUUAUUAGUAAAACGAUUGGAGAAAGGUGGUAAAGCUGAACAAGAAAACCUUUUUCAUGAGAAUGAUUGCAUUGUCAGGAUUAAUGAUGGCGACCUUCGAAAUAGAAGAUUUGAACAAGCACAACAUAUGUUUCGCCAAGCCAUGCGGACCUCCAUCAUUUGGUUCCAUGUGGUUCCCGCAGCCAAUAAAGAGCAGUACGAACAACUGUCCCAAAGCGAGAGGAACAAUUACUACUCGAGCCGCUUCAGCCCCGACAGCCAGCAUGUGGAUCACAGGAGUGUGAACAGUGCAGGGCCGCAGGCUCUGCCGAGGGUGCCCCGGCCGAACCCCCUGCCCGAGCACGCGGACCCUCACCCCCGACUCCUACCUCAGAGCACACAGCCCUCGGGAAAGCCGCCCGCUGCUCCGGGCCCAGCCGUACACCACGUGUUCAGUCCCAGCAGUAGUUACAACACCAAAAAAGUAGGCAAGAAGCUUAACAUCCAGCUUAAGAAAGGUACAGAAGGUUUGGGAUUCAGCAUCACUUCCCGGGAUGUGACAAUAGGUGGCUCAGCUCCAAUUUAUGUGAAAAACAUCCUCCCACGAGGGGCUGCCAUCCAAGAUGGCCGACUGAAGGCGGGAGAUAGACUCAUAGAGGUAAAUGGAGUUGAUCUAGCAGGCAAAUCCCAGGAGGAAGUUGUUUCGCUGUUGAGAAGCACCAAGAUGGAAGGGACCGUGAGCCUUCUGGUCUUUCGCCAAGAAGAUGCCUUCCACCCAAGGGAACUGAAUGCAGAGCCAAGCCAGAUGCAGAUUCCAAAAGAAACGAAAGCAGAAGAUGAGGAUACUGUUCUCACACCUGAUGGCACCAGGGAAUUUCUGACGUUUGAAGUUCCGCUGAAUGAUUCGGGAUCUGCUGGUCUUGGCGUCAGUGUCAAAGGUAACCGGUCAAAGGAGAACCACGCCGAUUUAGGAAUCUUCGUCAAGUCCAUUAUUAAUGGAGGAGCAGCAUCUAAAGAUGGGCGGCUUCGGGUGAACGAUCAACUGAUAGCAGUGAAUGGAGAAUCCCUGUUGGGCAAAACAAACCAGGAUGCCAUGGAAACCCUCCGGAGGUCCAUGUCCACCGAAGGGAACAAGCGAGGAAUGAUCCAGCUUAUUGUGGCGAGGAGAAUAACCAAAGGCACCGAGCUGAAGUCACCUGGGAGCCCCUCUGGACCUGAGCUGCCCAUUGAAACGGUGUUGGAUGAUAGAGAACGAAGGAUUUCCCACUCCCUCUACAGCGGGCUUGAGGGGCUUGACGAAUCACCCACGAGAAAUGCUGCGCUCAGCAGGAUAAUGGGUGAGUCAGGUAAAUACCAGCUGUCCCCCACGGUGAAUAUGCCCCAAGAUGACACUGUCAUUAUCGAGGAUGACAGGCUGCCAGUACUCCCCCCACAUCUCUCUGACCAGUCAUCUUCCAGCUCCCACGAUGAUGUAGGAUUUGUGACAACGGACACUGGCGCGUGGGCCAAGGCCGGCAUCAGUGAGUCAGCAGAGUGCUCUUUGAGUCCAGACGUCGAUCCAGUUCUUGCUUUUCAACGAGAGGGAUUUGGACGUCAGAGUAUGUCAGAAAAACGCACAAAGCAAUUUUCAGAUGCCAGUCAAUUGGAUUUCGUUAAAACGCGCAAAUCGAAAAGCAUGGAUUUAGGUAUAGCUGACGAGACUAAACUCAAUACAGUGGAUGACCAGAAAGCAGGUUCUCCCAGCAGAGAUGUGGGGCCUUCCUUGGGUCUGAAGAAGUCCAGCUCUUUAGAGAGUCUGCAGACAGCAGUCGCUGAGGUGACUUUGAAUGGGGACAUUCCUUUCCAUCGCCCGCGGCCGCGGAUAAUCCGAGGAAGGGGAUGCAAUGAAAGCUUCAGAGCUGCCAUUGACAAGUCCUAUGAUAAACCUGUGGCAGAUGAUGACGAUGAAGGCAUGGAGACAUUGGAAGAAGACACGGAAGAAAGUUCAAGAUCAGGGAGAGAGUCUGUCUCCACAGCCAGCGACCAGCCUUCCCACUCUCUGGAGAGACAGAUGAAUGGAAACCAAGAGAGAGGCGAGAAGACCGAUCGGAGGAAGGAGAAAAUGGGGAAAGAGAAGAAGAAGGACAGAGACAAGGAGAAGGAGAAGAUGAAAGCCAAGAAGGGGAAACUGAGGGGCCUGGGAGACAUGUUCAGGUUUGGCAAACAUCGAAAAGAUGACAAGAUUGAGAAAACGGGUAAAAUAAAAAUGCAGGACUCCCUUACAUCAGAAGAGGAGAGAGUACGGAUGAAGCAGGAGCAGGAAAGGAUUCAAGCGAAAACUCGAGAAUUUAGGGAGCGACAGGCUCGGGAGCGUGACUAUGCUGAAAUCCAAGAUUUUCAUCGGACAUUUGGCUGUGAUGAUGAGUUGAUGUACGGGGGAAUUUCUUCCUAUGAAGGUUCCAUGGCUCUCAGCACCAGACCCCAGAGCCCAAGAGAAGGGCAUAUGAUGGAUGCUUUGUAUGCCCAAGUGAAGAAGCCGCGGAAUUCCAAACCUUUACCUGCAGACAGCAACAGAUCAACUCCUAGCAACCAUGAUCGGAUACAGCGUCUCCGGCAAGAAUUUCAGCAAGCAAAGCAGGAUGAAGAUGUGGAAGAUCGGCGACGUACCUAUAGCUUUGAACAGCCCUGGCCCAACUCCAGACCGUCGGCGCAGAGCGGCCGGCACUCGGUGUCGGUGGAGGUGCAGAUGCAGCGGCAACGGCAGGAAGAACGUGAGAGCUUCCAGCAGGCCCAGCGCCAGUACAGCUCCCUGCCCCGGUUGCCCAGCACAGUGCUUCUAUGCUCAGAACAAGGUAGUUGUCACCCAGAGGGAUGGUCCUGUGCUGUCUGGUGGAUGCCUCUCUGCGGGGGGGCGAGGGUGACCUUCCCAGCUUGGAUUGCCAAUUAUGUUCAGUGGUAGAUGGGCUCCAGGAUUACUGUCCCUUUAGUUCCUGCUCACAUCUCCAGGUGUGUGUUCCAGGAUGCUGCACUGCACUAGCCUCGUGGGUCUGGAGGGGACUAGAGCAUGAGGCCCCUGCUUGACUGGGACCAGUUCAUCCUAUGACUCUCACCCUCGGCUGACCUCAGGUCACGAGCGUAGAACACCUUCCCUCCUGUGAACUUCCUAUCCGGGUCGUUGGCUUCUUUUCUGCCACAGACCACAGCCAGAGUGCCCUAGCCAACGUCGGCUGGCCUCUCCGAUGUUCAGAAUUGGGAAGCAACUCUGGCCACUGGCAACAACCCCUCUGCAGAGCCCUUCACCAAGGGUUCCUGGGGAUGCCUUCCUCCAGCCAUGAGUGUUUCUUCUGGGUUUCCCUUAUGCUUGCGGCACCUGCUGGCUCUACAAUUGUUUAACUAAGAAAAGCAAGUCAUUCCUCUCGCAAGAGUGAAAAGUCGGCUUCUCUUUCUCGGGCAGAGCACUGCUGAGCAUUGGUCUAAAUGCUCUGCGCUUCUCUGUACCCUGUAAUGACCCUAAGAAUCAAGCAGAACCUCCCAGCUGAGGAAUGGUGUUUGCAUGUGGAGUGAGUGGAUGUAAGCGUGUCCACGUAAUACCAACCCGCAGCAGACUGCCGGCCCUUGUGUAAGCAGGCCCCAGCUGUUGCGGCUCCCUCCUCGACCCUCUGCCAUCUGUCACAGCCCUGCCCGUCUCCAGGGCCCACGUAAAUCACAGCCCUCUUUGGGGAGCCUCACUGAAGGCUUCCAUCUGCCCGUCAACUGGCCGUGGUAUCUUGCUCCAUCCCCGCCAUGGCUCUCCACUUGCUUGACACCAUGAGUGUCUUUCUGUGCUUGUCCAGACACCCUGGAAUAGAACCUCCUUGAGGAAGGGCCAUGGUUUGGCUCACCCAUGUGCCUCCCUCCCAUGGCCCAGCCCGAGUCACCCCCACAUGUCAUGCAGCUGAUGCCCUGCAAAUGUCAGCUCCAUGAACUGAGGGGUGUCCAGAAAAAUGAACAGAAAGUGCUGUGCCUCGGGGCUUGGGACUCCUGCCACGGGGUCCUGUUUGGUGAGCUGGAGGGGCACGGGAGACAGCCCUCUUCUUGACAGUAACGCUCUCUAGGGCUUGGGAAAGCCAUUUCCUGUUAUCAACAAAGGUCAGAAGAGCUCCCGUGUUGGGGUCUUUCCUUCCGUAUUCUGAUUUCUUCCACACAGAAAGCUGGAAGUGUUAUUACUUCUGAUUUUCAGAUGAAAUGGAAACUCCGAAUCAAGCUCUGGUCACUGUGGAGCUAAGGUUCAAAUGCACUUAUGUCUGUCACGUUUGUAUUACAUCAAACUACCUCCACUGGCCUCUUUGGGACUCUGCUGUUAUGCAACCUCGAAGUCCCCCAGUUCCAGCACCCCUGAGGUCCUGAGUGGUGAAGUCAGAGGGGAGCCAGAGAAGGCUCUGCUGUCGUGAUGGGACCAGCCUCUUUCUCCCCUGACCCAACCCCUUCAAUGAAGGUCUACGUUGAAGUGUUGUUUUCUGGUAUCACACACACAAGCAGAAUGUGUUUGACCACAGUGACAUUUAUCACCAUGUUGCUAACGAGCCUUGACUUAGCGCCAAUGAACUCUACACAGUUCUAGCUGCCUGCUUUACGUAAUACCCCUGGAUGCCGCUGGAUACAGCCUCUCACUUUUCCCGUUGAUUUUGAGAACUUUGGGCCUGGUGUCCUGAGAGCUCUAAAGUGCUUCGAUCACAUGGUGGUUGGGAUCCCACUGGCAGAUGCAAGGGACAGGAUGCUUCCUGGAACAUUGUUAAACCUCUGCCAUUCAGGAGGGUUCCACUCGGCCAUGUGAUGCUAAGAGAUUUGUGAGCUAAUCCAGAACUGGAGAACCGUGGGUGGAGGAGAAGGAAUUUCAGUGAUGAGUAGGUUUAGUGGUAAGUGAGAGAUAUUUGUUCUCAUGGCCCAUCUAGUUCAGAGAUACCAGUGUACUCUCUACACAUCCAUCUAAAAAUUGUAUCAGACCCAGGAGUGCCCUGGACUGUCUGCCGGCUUUUAUUUCUCUAGUCCCUUGGGACUGCAAUACACUCUGGAGGUUUUCAGUUCACUGUUCGCUGGAAACUAAGUGAUAAGCAUAUCCCUGCAUUACAAGGUGGAAUUUAUUGAAGGAAAAUUAAUGUGAGAGCAGACAACUAUCCUUCUAGUUGCUUCAAUGGCUUGCAAGGGAAACCGGGAAGCAUGGUGGCCUUGGGUCUGUGGUUUGAUGUGGUCAAGGAAGGUGGUCACUUCCAGCUGGAGGGUGGGCAUGGGAGGUGGGGAGAGGGCAGCAAGAAGAACAGAAAGCGAUUUGUUUCUCCACAACUUAAAUCUACAAAACAGUUACAAGAUAAUCCAAACAUACCUUAGAUUUACCAAUCGUUAGCAUUUAGCCACGUUUACUUUCCUUCACUUUCACACACACAAAUAUAUUUAUAUAGGGUUAUUUUUCUGAACCAUUUGAAAGUAAGUUGAAGCUGUCAUGACACCUCGCCCCUAAAUACUUCAGAAUUCGUCCCCUCAGAUGAAGGGCAUUUACUUACAUAACCACACGACUAUCGUCACACACAACUAAACUAAUAAUUCUAUAGUAAGGUUUAGUAUAUAGCUCAUAGUCACAUUUCUCCAACUCUCCAAAGCUUUCUUUUGCAGCUUGUGUUUUCCAAUGCAUGAGAGGGAAAGAAUUUUAAUAGAUACAUAUGGUUUUGAGAGUAGAAAAAUUGGAGGAGUGAGAGUGAGGCCUGAAGAGUCACUGGGGUUGCUUUUGGGGUAAAUUAUUCUGUGAGAGUCGUGCCCUGCCAUUGUCAUGAUACCUGCUGUAACAUUGUUCUUCAUGGACUGUGGUAUCAGGCUGUUUCUUUGCAUGCAAGUCCACAAAAAGACUGAGUCUUGGACUUCCCUGGUGGCGCAGUGGUUGAGAGUCCGUCUGCCGAUGCAGGGGACACGGGUUCGUGCCCCGGUCUGGGAAGAUCCCACAUGCCGCGGAGCGGCUGGGCCCGUGAGCCAUGGCCGCUGAGCCUGCGCGUCCGGAGCCUGUGCUCCGCAACGGGAGAGGCCACAGCAGUGAGAGGCCCGCGUACUGCAAAAAAACAAAAAACUGAGUCUUGAGAGACCCCAGGAUUUUUUUGAGGGGGAGUUCAUUUUUUAGGUGGAGAGAUUACAUAGACCAGGAUAAUAAUAGCUAUUAUUAGUAUUUAACUUAGUGGUUCUCAGACUUUAGGUUUUUUUUUUUUUUUUCUCUCAUUUGGUUAGUUUAUUGGCCCCUUUUCCAGUUCACUAAUUCUUUCUCCUCCUCUGACUAAUCUGAGAAACAACUCAGCUAUCAAAUUCUUAAUUUCAGCUAAUUUCUUUUCUUUUUUAAAUUGAAGAAUAGUUGAUUUACAAUAUUAUACUAGUUUCAGGUGUACAACAUAACCAUUCAAUAUUUUUAUAGGCUAUACUCUGUUUAAAGUUACUAUGAAAUAAUGGCUAUAGUUCCCUGUGGUACAGUAUGUUCUUGUAGCUUAUUUAUUUUAUACAUAGUAGUUUGUAUCUCUUAAUCCCCUACCCCUAUCUUGCCCUCUGCCACUUCCAUCUCCCCACUGGUAACCACUAGUUUGUUCUCUAUAUCUGUGAGUCUCUUUCUGUUUUGUUAUAAUUAUUCAUUUGUUUUAUUUUUUAUAUUCCACAUAUAAGUGAUAAAAUACAGUAUUUGUCUUUCUCUGACUUUUUCACUAAGCUUAAUACCCUUUAGGUUCAUCCAUGUUGUUUCAAAUGUCAGAAUUCCAUUCUUUUUUAUGGCUGAGUAGUAUUCUAUUAUAUAUAUACCACAACUUCUUUAUCCAUUCAUCUGCUGGUGGACGCUUAGUUGCUUCCAUGUCUUGGCUAUUGUAAAUAAUGUUGCUUUGAACACUGGGGUGCAUAUAUCAUUUCAGUUUAGUGUUUUUGUUUUCCUUAGAUAUAUACCCAGGAGUGGAAUUUCUGGAUCAUAUGGUAGUUCUAUUUUUAUUUUUUUGAGGAACCUCCAUACUGUUUUCUGUAGCGGCUGCACCCAUUUACAUUCUCACUAACAGUGUGCAAGCAUUUCCUUUUCUCCAGAUCCUCUUCAACAUUUGUUAUUUGUAGAUGUUUUGAUGAUAGCCUUUCUGACAGGUGUGAGGUAAUAUCUCAUUGUGGUUUGAUUUGCAUUUCUCUGAUGUUGAACAUCUUUUCAUGUGCCUGUUGGCCAUCAGUAUCUUUUUUGGAAAAACAUCUAUUUGAGUCUUCUGCCCAUUUUUUAAAUUGUGUUUUUUGGUUUUUUGAAAUUGAGUUGUAUGAGCCAUUUAUAUAUUUUGGAUAUUAACCUCUUAUCUGUCAUUUCAUUUGCAAAUAUUUCUCUCAUUCAGUAGGUUGUCCUUUCAUUUUGUUGAUGGUUUCAGACUUCAUGGUACAUAAGAAACCCUUAGAACGUUGUUAAAAUUACAGAUCCUUAGCUUCUCCUACCAAAGAUUAUGAUUCCAUAGGGGUAGGAUCUAGAAAGCUGUAGUUUCAAAGAACAUUCUAGGGGACUCUGUUACUUGAAGAAAGAAUGACCAUCAGUUAGGCCUGUUAGAGGUAUACUAAAAAAAUUCCUUCAUAGUCAAGCAUAUACAUUUUUUUUUUACAAGAUAAAUUAUCAAGCUUUAUGCAUAAUUUUUUUUAAUUUUAGAAUUUUAUUUUUUUUUAUAUAGCAGGUUAUUAUUAUCCAUUUUAUACAUAUUAGUGUAUAUAUGUCAAUCCCAAUCUCCCAAUUCAUCACACACCAUCAUAGUCAAGCAUAAACACUUUUUAAACUCCAAAUGAGUGAUUUACUAAUGACAGGCUUCUAGAAAAAAUUGCUCACAUACACACACAUGCAUACACACACACACGCACGCACACACACAUGCACACAAAAGACACUCAGUCACUUGUGCAAAGAUUAUGUUUUGAAGUGAUGAAGGGCUUUCCUACCUGUCACCACACCAUGUGAAUAACAAUCCCACUUAUAUAAUUUUGGAAAGAGCACUGUCAGAUGAAAAUCACACACAGCAAAAAAUAACAAGGAAUAUGGCUUUCUUUAGUUUCAGUUAAUGUAAAGCAGAAUGUAAAGAACCCAAGUCAAGGGCAUCUUUUCCAGACUGUGCUCUUCUGAUUUCCAGGAGAAGGCCUGGAUUGGAUGACAAGGCAGAAGGAAGAGUUUUCAAACAUAUGUGCAUUAGGUCCAGAAAAAAUAAAGCCAGGGCAAGAAUCUUCAGUGGCUCCCUCUCACUCCUGGAAGAGCUUCCUUCAGGCGCAGGGUCUAUCUAAAAGUGAUCUAAUGAGGGUUCAGGGUCUAUCUAAAAGUGAUCUGUCUAAAGAGGGAAAAGGCCCCAUCACACUAUGGGUGCAUCUUGAAAUCCAACAGCCUUGGGGUCACCGGGACAUUCCUAGGCGGACCACAGCGAGGGUGAUCCUGUUCAAACAUUUUGGACCAUGUCAUCUAGCAGAACAGAAAUAAAACCUUCUGCCACUUUUCCAGCAGGUGAAAUAUGAUGUGAGAACAGUAUUUUGGCACCUGGAAACUUUACCAAAAAAUUUGGGACCUCAGGGAUGCCGUGUCAGGGGUGGGCACUCCAGAAUUGGUUGGGGUCCAGGGCAGACUUCACGUAACCAAAGAGACAUUUUUCAGAACUGAGCAAUUUUUGGAAAGAGAUUCGAAAGCUUACGGAACCUAAGGAGACUAUUUAAGAGAGAUGUGAAUAUACUUAAACCGGAUUAGGAUUUACAGAUGAGGGAUGGAGUGAAUUAUCUCUGUGCCUUGAGCUCCUUUUUCAUAAAAAAGAUGAUCUGCGAAAAUAUUUUCUAUGCACAAUUACUCAGAGUAGUGAUGUCGUUGGGGAGGAACCAGCCAGCUGGUUGAAUGAUUGUAAUAAGCACUCAAGUUUUGUCUGCGUGGAAAUAUAACUGCAUUAAUUAGGAUCCAGAUGGAUUUACUAGUAUUUGCUGGGCUAUAAAUACCUGUGCUCUGGUGACUUGGAUAUGUUUAAAUGCCUGUAGGAAAGUAUUUGAUGAAUUUCAAGAAUUGUGCAUUUAAUGCACAUAAUACAUAUAUUAAUAAAAGCCAAUAACAUUGAAAGAAUCCCUUUGCUAUAGGAUAUUUUUGAGAUGUGAAACAACUUUCCCCCAGUCUUUCUUUUCUUUUUGUGGGAAAAACAGCAGAAAUUUUUUGUUUUACUGAAGUAGGGUUGAUGUACAAUAUUAUAUAAGUUACAGGUGUACAAUAUAGUGAUUCAGUUUUUAAAGGUUAUAUUCCACUUACAGCUACUGUAAAAUAUUGGCAGUAUUUCCUGUGCCCCAACCUUUCUUAUUUUAAUUUUGUCCUGUUCCCUGUUCAAACUUUGGACUAUUCUGUGACUCUUGGCUCUCAAAGGGGAAAUGAGAGUAGAAAACAGAGAAAAAGAAACCUCUUCCUGGAUUUUU
Molecule: messenger RNA, 10567 nt
Organism: Orcinus orca (killer whale)
Lineage: Eukaryota; Metazoa; Chordata; Mammalia; Artiodactyla; Delphinidae
Gene: PARD3
Product: par-3 family cell polarity regulator
Exons: 25
Coding region: 279-4094 (1271 amino acids)
Biological process (GO): intracellular protein localization; establishment or maintenance of epithelial cell apical/basal polarity; cell adhesion
Cellular component (GO): cell cortex; apical junction complex; adherens junction
Molecular function (GO): phosphatidylinositol binding; protein binding
Source: RefSeq, a predicted model, not a curated record